This is a messenger RNA of Trichomonas vaginalis G3, 1755 nucleotides long. RefSeq names its product spectrin binding. The record is from RefSeq and is a predicted model, not a curated record. NCBI's taxonomy places the organism in Eukaryota, Parabasalia, Trichomonadida, Trichomonadidae. The transcript has a single exon. Gene Ontology annotation, molecular function: protein binding. Bases 1 to 1755 code for a protein of 584 amino acids.
AUGAAUAAAGAUCAAUAUUAUGAAGUUAUGGCAUUAUGCAAAGAUUAUUACGAAAUAUUCAAUACAUUAUACAGACUAAAUACAACUAACCAAUCCGAACUUACCAAAAUUUAUCAAGAUAUCAAUAGCAUAUUAAUUAAAACUAAAUUAUUAGAGCCCUCUGAGCGUCUUGAUAUAAUAUCAACUGCAUCUGAAUACAAUUGUCGUUAUUUUAAAUCGUAUUGGACUUUAUACAAAAUGAUUUAUGAAAAUGAUCCAGAAAAAGUGUUAUCUAACUCAUUUCUUUUCAAUUACUUUGCUAAUAAAGAGUAUGAACUCGGAAUAGAUGAAGAACUUAACGAAUAUGAUUCCAAAGACUAUAUUUUAGAUGUUCAUGAAGAAAACACAAUUUUCAGAGCUAUAAUGGAUGAUGACGCAAAAUCAUUUGAAACAUUUAUUAAUAGUGAUGGAUUUAAUAUAAAUCAAAAACUAAAAAGCAAAUUUUAUCCUUAUAAUAUACAAAAUGAUAAUCAAUACUCAUUACUCGAGUUAUGUUGUUUUCAUGGUUCUGUAAAUUGUUUUAAGAUAUUAAGAUCAAAAUUUCAAUCAGAAAUCACGUACAGCUGUCUUCAAUUUUCAUUUCUUGGGAGAAAUAAUGAAAUCAUAAGUGAAUGCUUGAAAUGUCAAACACCAGAUAAAUAUUGUAUGGAAUAUGCAAUUAUUUCCCACAAUAUUGAAUAUAUAAAAUUUCUAAUGAACGAAUAUAAAAUAGAAAUUGAUGAAAGAGAAUGCAGAUAUAACAAUAAUCUUCAAGCACUCUUACUAUGCAUAGAGCAAAUUGAUGAUAUCAAUAUUUCUUUUAUUUAUUCAUUAGAGAUUGAUUUUCCUCCUCUUUGGGAAUAUUUUUUAAAUCAUGAUGCAGACAUUAAUGCACGUGAUAAUAAUGGAAGUCCAGCACUAUUUCGACAAGUUAUGUAUAACAGAAAGAAAGCAGUAGAAUUUCUUCUUAUUCAUGGUGCUGAUGUUAACAUAAUUGAUAAAGAUUCUAGCCUAACAUCAAUUAAUGAAACAGCAUUUGGGAACAGAUUUGACAUCGCAAAAAUUCUCAUCUCUUUUGGUGCCGAUCUUAAUUCUAAAGAUUUAAACGGAAGAACGGCUCUCAUUACUUCUGCUUUAUAUAAUUCCUUUGAAAUAUCAGAACUAUAUGUAAAAUCUGGAAUAGAUAUAAAUGCUAAAGAUGAUUCCGGUAAUACAGCUCUUGAUUGGGCCAUUUACAAUUAUUCUGAAAAGUUAAUGAUUUUUUUGCUUGAUAAUGGAGCCGAUGCUAAUUCCAAAGAUUCUCGAGGCUGCACAGCUCUUCAUUAUUGCUCAUCUAAUGGAUAUAAUGAACAAAUAGAGAUUCUUCUUUCUUAUGGUGCAGAUAUCAAUUCAAAAAACAAUUAUGGAGAAAGCGUUCUUCAUAGCGCUGCAGAAUAUGAGCAUCCUAAAACAAUUGAACUUCUCAUUUCACAUGGAGCAGAAGUCACGGCAACUGAUUGCAAUGGGAAAACUGCACUUCACGUUGCAGCAGAACAUGGAUGUGUAGAAAAUGCAGAAAUCCUAAUUCUACAUGGCAUAGAUAUUAAUGCUAAAGACUAUAAUGUAAAGACGUCUCUACAUAAAGCAACAGAAAAGGACAGAGUUCAAAUGAUACGAUUCCUCAUUUCUCAUGGUACUGAUAUUAAUUCAAAAGAUAAUAAUGGUGAUACUGCUCUUCAUUAUGCAGCAGCAAAAUAG